GCCUGCAUCAUCAUCGUUUACUGGCGCACUUUCUUGCAUAUCGCCGGCGCGGGCAGGUGCAUUCCUCGCAAACGCUCACCACCCCUGUCCGGCACGCCACCGCGUGAAAGCCCGGCAUCAAUCACAAUUGAAGCAGAAAGAAAGAACGAGCUCCAUAGCUCCUCCCCGCCAUGGACAGUAACGUCGACCUCGACGACUUCGCCACCACACCUCCGCCCAAGCGACGGAAACUCAUUCCCAUCGUGACCAAGCCGUCACCGAACCGGCUGUCACAAUUGCUUUCCAUCUUUGGCGCUCGAAAGUCAUUGACUUCAAUCAGCGCAAUGAAUCGCGCCUCCGUCGGCGGCCAUGGACUUAGGAAUGCCACGGCUGUGUCCUACGCUGAAUCACCAAGCUCCUCACCUCUGAGCUCACCACGGGCUACUUCAAGUUUCGAGUCUGAGGGACAGGACGACUGGGACGAUGCCAUGGACGGCGAUGCGAGCGAAGACGAGUUGUCUUCAGAGGACGUGAUCCAUGCUGUCCCGCGGGGCUCGACUGCUGCACAGCAACUUCCAUUGCCGGCCAGGUCGAGGAGAGGCAAUGUGGACUACUCCCGCGUAGUACCAGCUCCAUUGCAGAAGAAAUCGUACAAGAAGAAGAGAGGCGCAAAUCGCCUGCUCAAGUCCGACACCAACACCAGCGCUCCGGCCAAGGGUCACGGCGCAACAGCACGAAAUCUCGUGCGUCAAGACAUUGCUCUUCAUACUAAGCCGAAGCGCGAUGCCUUCCUUCUGGCUCACGCAGACUAUUUUGAGCCACUUCUGCCUCAGAACAACUAUAUUUCCAAGCUAGCACGCACGCAAAAUGAAGAACGCCAAGCCAUCGUUGACUAUGUGGAACUCCACGAACAGCCGGCAGGCGUUCAGGCAACGAUGAAGCCAUACCAGUUGCAAGGGCUCUCUUUUCUCGUUCACAUGUUCGACAACGGCAUGUCAGCUAUCUUGGGAGACGAAAUGGGCCUGGGAAAGACGCUCCAAACGUUGUCACUGUUCCAAUACCUAACUGAGAACAAACCGACUACAGGUGAACACCGUCCCAACCUUGUCGUAUGCCCAUUGAGUGUACUGUCAUCCUGGAUCGCAGAAUCGAAGAAGUGGGUACCCGGCAUCAACGUGGUACGAUUCCAUGGCCCGAAAGCAGAGCGAGAACGCAUCAUGAAAGACUGCAUGUCUCGCAAGACGCGCUCCGACAAGGCGCCGCAGCGCAGCAACGGUGAGGCAGACGAUCGGAUCGACCUUUUCGUCACCACAUACGAGACAUUCUGCGCAGAGGCGGGCUGGUUCAAGCGAGCUUUCGUAUGGCGUUACUGCGUGCUCGACGAAGGACACAAAAUCAAGAACGACAAGUCCGACAUUGCUUCUGCGCUGCAAGGUCUCAGUGCGGAGUACCGUCUGCUGCUAACAGGGACACCAUUGCAGAACAAUUUGAAGGAGGCGUGGGCUCUGCUCCACUGGCUGCUCCCUGAAGUUUUCACCGAUGACACUGGCGACGCAUUCCGCAAAGCAUUCGACUUGACGAAGGGCACUGUAUCGACGUCCUUUAUGAAUGACGCCCGCCGUCUGCUGGAACUGAUCAUGCUCCGCCGCAUGAAAACCAGCCCGGGUGUCAGUCUUGGUCUCCCGCCAAAGGAAGAGGUUCUCCUAUAUCUGCCGUUGACGCCCAUGCAACGAUUCUGGUACACGAGACUGCUUACUCGCGCCGACAAUGCGACACUAUCCGAUCUUUUUGCGGGCGCACAAGACAAGGAAGCGGAGCUCUUGAAACAGGAGGGACAAGAUGAACAACUUGCACUACUCGAGCAAGCUGGCGAAGCACUGACCAAAGCUGAAGACAUUGACACCACCGGUGUGUGGGCUGAGUCAAAGGCUAUCAUGGAACAAGCUAUGGAAACCCAAGACGUGGACAAGCGAAGCAAUUCCUGGCAGAAGCUCAUGAACCUCCUGAUGCAACUACGAAAGGCAUGCAAUCACCCCUACCUCAUACCAGGUGCCGCUCCACUGCAAUACGACAUUGGUGACCACGUCAAGAAUGCCUCUAGCAAGUUUUUGGUCCUUGACAAGUUGAUCGAAGAACUUGCUAUCAAGCAAGGCAAGAAAAUCUUGAUAUUUUCUGGCUUCACGCGUGUGCUGAACCUGUGCGAGGAGCUCUUCGCUACCAAAGGCGCCAACACCAGUACUGGUCCCUUCCGAUUUGCGCGCCUCGACGGGGGCACGAGUCGUGCUCAGCGAAACUUGAGCAUCCGACUCUUCAACGAUAUGAAGAGUGACUACAAAGUCAUGCUUCUAUCGACGAGAGCAGGUGGUCUUGGCAUCAACCUCACCUCUGCCACCGACGUAGUCUUCCUGGACGAAGACUGGAAUCCCCAAGUGACACUCCAAGCCGAAGCAAGAGCACACCGCAUUGGACAAACCAAGAAGGUGACAAUCUACAAGCUGUGCACUUCCGGAACAGUUGAGGAACAAAUGAUGGGGCGCAUCCGAAAGAAGUUGUACCUCUCAGCCAAGAUCACCGAGAGUAUGCGCAACAUUCAUUCUAAAAACUCUUCCGCCAAGAAGCGCAAGCGCGAGUCGAGCGACCGAGCGACUGCAGAAGAUGAUGCUCCUCAUCUCGAUACCGCAUCCUUGCAAUCGCUCCUUCGUCGCGGCGCACAAACACUUGCGAGGCCUGAGGUGCCUGUCAACGAACUUUUAUCAUGGGAUUGGGCGACGACACUCGAGAAGUGCAAGGACAAGCCCCUCGAUGCCCUCAUGGGCGGUGAAGUCGAUGAGGUUGAUGAGCAGCAGUGGUUGAACACAAUGGAAAAAGUUGAGUGUGCCGUGUUCGAAGGCAAGAAGCAUCAGAAGGAGCUCGACAAGAAGAUUGAGGAGGCGACGGAUUUGAACCGCGCUGAUCGCCGUGCCGGCAAGAACACUACAGUCGAGAUUGAUGGCUUCAUGAUCAACAAAGAGUCCUUGAAUUGCGCCGACUGGGAAGCAGUCCCGACAUUUGCCGGCAAAGAUCCUCGCUUGGCAGAGUACAAGAAGGAGAAGAAGCCCCCAAUCCAGCACCAAGAGUUCUGCCAGUGUUGCUGGGACGGCGGCGAGAUCUAUACUUGCUCUGGAUGCCCUCGAGCUUAUCACACUGGAUGCCUGGACAAAGAGUGGCAGGCGAAGAUGAAGUCCACAUUCCAGUUUCACUGUCCUCAGCACCAAUGCCGGGAUUGCGGUGGCAAGACGAGCGAUGUUGGAGGCAUGGUGUAUCGCUGCCGCUGGUGUGAGAACGGCUUCUGUGAAGACUGCUUGGACUGGGACACAAUGAAGCUCGUUGGCGACUCGCUGCCAGAGUUCGAGAUGCGUGGCUUCGGAAAAGUCGCUCAAGCAUACUUCAUCGAAUGCCCGCACUGCGUUGAGAGAAUGGCAGCAGAUCCGGGCGACGCCAAGGCGAUUGCUCGUGAGCGCAAGCGUAUUGAGCAGGAGUACGAAGAGUACCUUGAUGCAGACGAGCCGACGCCUGGCCUGAUUUCUACUGGGGCUGCCGAAGACACUCCGGACACUUUGAGCGAAGCCAUGACGCCCAAGUCCGAGCCUGAGCUGCCCCAUGCUCAUCCAGUGAAGAAAGCCAAGGCCCGCAAGCAAACGAAGAUGGUGGAAGUGAUUGAUCUUGACUCAGAUUGAAGGGAUAUCGGAAGAGGAUCUUGUCUUUCAAGGAAUUGACAUCGCAUAACUUGACACGAAGUUACGAGACCGCAUGGAAGAACGACGGCAUGAUCACUGAUGCAGGCAUAUUGCGCUUGUCCGGAUCUCGUGCGAUUUGGAGCAAAGGAUGACAGCAGAAGUCUGUCUUCUACCCUGGCCGGGCCUGAACGCAGCAAUCACGAAGAUGCAGCUUG
Cercospora beticola is the source of this 3910-nucleotide messenger RNA. RefSeq lists its product as uncharacterized. The record is from RefSeq and is a predicted model, not a curated record. Gene Ontology annotation, cellular component: nucleus. Gene Ontology annotation, molecular function: ATP-dependent chromatin remodeler activity; DNA binding; ATP binding. NCBI's taxonomy places the organism in Eukaryota, Fungi, Ascomycota, Dothideomycetes, Mycosphaerellales, Mycosphaerellaceae. Gene Ontology annotation, biological process: positive regulation of transcription by RNA polymerase II.